This is a messenger RNA of Felis catus (domestic cat), 2232 nucleotides long. RefSeq names its product synthesis of cytochrome C oxidase 2 (gene SCO2). Gene Ontology annotation, cellular component: mitochondrial inner membrane. Gene Ontology annotation, molecular function: copper ion binding; copper chaperone activity. NCBI's taxonomy places the organism in Eukaryota, Metazoa, Chordata, Mammalia, Carnivora, Felidae. Gene Ontology annotation, biological process: mitochondrial respiratory chain complex IV assembly; intracellular copper ion homeostasis. The record is from RefSeq and is a predicted model, not a curated record. The coding region runs from base 1404 to 2204 and encodes 266 amino acids. The transcript is spliced from 3 exons.
GCACAACUUUUAUUUGGUGUUUCUGAAAAUGAAUCACCUCACUUCUCACACGCCACAUCUCCGAAAAAGCUCCAGACCCCUCUGCGUCACCACCCCCUCCAUCCUCAGUCAGAAGAUGGUGGACAGCCCAUCCCCUCCGGUGGUGGACUUGAAGCAUUCCCUAGUCACACCCAGCAGCUGGCAAGAGUCCUGGGGAGCACCUGUGCCUGCUGGAGUUCGUGUGUCCUAUGGGAAUCCCAGUGUGGCUGUGGCCUGUUUGGGGUAGGUCUUCUAACGUGAGCUCAACUUCCCCUGCAUGACUCUGGCGGUCUGGUCCCAUGUGCCUCCUGGGAGCUGGAGGACCGCCCGGCCCAGGGGCGGUUCGAGUGGAUGCCCGGGAGCAGAGCCUGGACCUGGGCCUGGCUCCAGGCCUAUGCUCCCGGACCCCCGCGCCCCGAGGAGGAGCUGCACGUGCCCAUGGACAGUGGGCGCCGGGAGACCUCCGUCCCUCCCCACCAACCCAGGCCCCUUCCCUUCUCCGAGUUCCCAUCCCCUUUCCUUCCCCGAGCCCGGAUUCUCACCCCUGGCCCCCCGCCUCCGGCCGGCACCGCACAACUCAUCCGGGCGCAGCCACGCGAGGCAUCCACUCCGGCGGGAGGUGGAAGCUGAACUGUAGGUCGGCGUGGGCCGGAGGCUGGCCCUGCAGGGGUCGUCGUGCCCUCGGACCGCGCGCCCUUCGCCACCUCCUCGUCCUUUGCCGACCUCUUCCCGCCGCCGCCCGCGCGCGCCGAUCGACACACUGCGGAACAGACGGCCGCGGCGAAACCGCAGGAAGGCCGGCGAGACCGAGAAGAAGUGGGGGAAGUGUCUCCGAGGGAAGCCGGGCCGCCGCGGGACAGAGCGCGAAGGGGCGGGGCCAGGGAGACGCCCCGCCCAACUCUGCGCUGGGCCCGCCACCUUUUGCGCACGCGCGCAGAGAAGCAGGGACUGGGGAGCGCGGACGUUCACGCUUGUCUGCGCGUGCGCCAUGCCCAUGAGCGUGCGCGCUGGCGUUGAGCGCACCGGUGGCGCAGGAAUCUGUCGGCUCCGCUAGUGCAGCGUGGUUGAGUCUACAGCGGUGACGAGCUCUGGCAGAGCGGGGCUGUCCCCUGAGUCGCGGUACUUACGCUGGGUUCCGAGGAGACUGGGUCGUGCUCGGUGUGUGGCUCGGUGUCCAGCUUUCUGACCUUACAGGCACAUCGCGUGCACUGCUUAGAGCGCGUAUGUAAAGAAGGAAGCUGGUGGGGAGAGGCCGUGGGACGUGCCAAAGGUCAUCCAGCCCAGCGCGCAACCCCAGGAACCAUCCGGAAGUGGGCGGAGACCUGAAGUCUGGGAAUCCUCGGGAGGGUCUUCUCAGCAGCUGAACGAACAGGCGCGUCAGGUCCAUGCUGCUGCUGGUUCUGGCACCCAAGGCUUGGCACAGGCUCUCUCAUCUGAAGCCCCCAGCCCUCGUUUGGACCCCGGGAGGCAAGGCCGGACAUGUGAGGUGUCGGCUCCUGUCAAGGCAGGGCCCUGGAGACACAGGCAGGCAGAGCCGGCCCCAGGGCCCUGGGCUUGGAACCAGGCUGUUGAUCACCGCCUUGUUUGGGGCUGGGCUGGGUGGGGCUUGGCUGGCUGCCAGGGCCGAGAAGGAGCAGCGGCGGCAGCAACAGCGGACAGAGGCCCUGCGCCAGGCAGCUGUGGGCCAGGGGGACUUCAGCCUGCUGGACCACCAGGGACAGGCUCGCUGCAAAGCCGACUUCCGGGGUCAGUGGGUGCUGAUGUACUUUGGGUUCACUCACUGCCCCGACAUCUGCCCAGACGAGCUGGAGAAGCUGGUGCAGGUGGUACGGAAGCUGGAGGCUGAGCCCGGCCUGCCCCCGGUGCAGCCUGUCUUCAUUACUGUGGACCCCGAGCGGGACACUGUCGCAGCCAUGGCCCGCUACGUUCAGGACUUCCACCCACGGUUGCUGGGCCUGACCGGUUCUGCUGAGCAGGUGGCCCAAGUGAGCCGCAGCUACCGCGUGUACUACAGCGCGGGCCCCAAGGACGAGGACCAGGAUUACAUCGUGGACCACUCCAUUGCCAUCUACCUGCUCAGCCCUGACGGCCUCUUCACGGACUACUACAGCCGGGCCAGAUCAGCAGAGCAGAUCGCAGACAGCGUGAGGCGCCACAUGGCUGCCUUCCGCAGCGUCCUGCACUGAACCAGGUCAUUAAAGAGGGUGUGAUGGA